Molecule: messenger RNA, 900 nt
Organism: Microsporum canis CBS 113480
Lineage: Eukaryota; Fungi; Ascomycota; Eurotiomycetes; Onygenales; Arthrodermataceae
Exons: 1
Coding region: 1-900 (299 amino acids)
Molecular function (GO): dioxygenase activity
Source: RefSeq, a predicted model, not a curated record
AUGGCGGUCCCAUCAAUCAGCGAAGAAAGAAGAGCGGCCAUUGCAGAUAUCAUCAAGCUUCGAGAACAAUUCAUCAAGGAGAGGCUCAUUUUCGUGGAAAGCAGCCGCAUUAUCCCAAUCCUCAAGCUGCUUGGAGCUACCGAUGAGGACAUGGAGAAGAUAAAAGCUGUUAGCGAUCAUCUGGUUGAUGAUCCUACUCUCCCCUUCCGUAAAACUAAGGGCGCCCGGUUCUGUUUCGACUUUGAACAGUCCAAGGUGCGCCGCCUCGAGCCUCAGCCCUACGUCCUGACAGCCGAGGAGGACUUUGUUAGGUUUGACUCAGGCCGGAUCAGGAGCUUCGCAGAGGUCGAAGAUGACCUCCAGGGCAAUUCGACCCUGCAUGCCUUAUUAGUGUUCAAGGCACUCAUGUUCCAAGGACUCACGUUUAAAAGGCGCCCAAAGCUCAAUUACGAGGCCGAGAACUUCGUGUGUACCCUAUUCAAUGUGCGAGUCACCACCAACCAAGACAUACUUGGCGAACCGGCUCUCGAGGGUGUGCAUAGUGAUGGAGUGGACUUCACUAUGACGACUUUUCUGGGCGGUGAGAACAUGACCAGCGACAGCGCAACGACAUUUGUUCAUGACAUGCGCGCAAAGAACGCUCUUCGCUGGAAUGAGGUCAAUCCCGAACACACCUUAGGGAGGCAUCAGCACCGUGAGUUCUUGGAUACACUCCUCUUUGUCGACCAUGAACGGAAGCAUAGUCUCUCACCAGUCCAAGCCCUCGACCCAAACCAACCAGCUACCCGAGAUAUGCUCAUUUUUUUCACUCGAAAGCCAGUGGUUGAGGGUCACGUCUCGUACCCCUUCGAUUCAUUGAAGUCUCACCUCACCCGCCCCAUGGAGAUCGGUUUGGCCUAG